GCUAACAUUGUGAGUUAACGUUACUACUACUGCUGCCACUUUGAAAGGAUUCACACGAGAUGUCCUUCGAUUCAUUUAGCUGAAUUGAUAAGCAUUUAUACCAAGGUUGAGUUUUGAGCCGCGCAGUGUGAGCCACAGUCCCUGAACGGGGACAGAACACACCCAAGACAGUGUGUGUGUGUACACGUGCCUUCAUGAGGAUCCUGGUGAGAUGAAUAAACCGCCGCAGCCUCUAACGGGUCCCCCGCCCUCUGCCCCCCCUCACCCCCCCGCACCCUCCCCCGGCCUCUCGCAGCCUGGCUUCCCCUCUCAGCAGCCGUCUGUUGUGUUUGCCACACCCCCUCCAAUGAACCCCGCCCAGCAACCUCCCCGACAGCCGUACUACCAGCCCCAGCGUCCCUCAUUGGCCAGUAGUGGUGGGCGUGUCCAGCCCCCCUCCUCCGCUCCUCGACCAAUCCCAGGCCCACAUGGGACACACCCUGCCCACGUCUACCAACCAGGGUCCCACUCCCAGGUCAUGAUGAUCCCCCAGCAGCCAAUCCCGUUUGCCAACUCCCAAACCCCCGCCUACUUCAUACCUGGACAGUACCGUGCCCCCUACGUCACCCCGCAGCAGUACCAGGUCACAGGAUCCCCAGGGUUCUACCCCGGAACCAGCCCAGGAGAUUACGCUGGUGCAUACUAUCCGGCUCAGCCCCAGUUUACUCCUCCGGUUCAGCCCAUAAACUCCGCCCCUGGGCUCAUAAGCUCCGCCCCUGUGCUCAUAAGCCCUGCCCCCCAGCAACAGGCUCCUCCCCAGCAACAGCAGCAAGCUCAGCAGCAGCACAAACGGGAACGCAAACAGCUAUCCAAACGUUACAAGGGAUAG
This is a messenger RNA of Sardina pilchardus (European sardine), 868 nucleotides long. RefSeq names its product eukaryotic translation initiation factor 4 gamma 1-like. The record is from RefSeq and is a predicted model, not a curated record. The transcript has 8 exons. Lineage: Eukaryota; Metazoa; Chordata; Actinopteri; Clupeiformes; Clupeidae. The coding region runs from base 212 to 868 and encodes 218 amino acids.